Camelina sativa (false flax) is the source of this 831-nucleotide messenger RNA. NCBI's taxonomy places the organism in Eukaryota, Viridiplantae, Streptophyta, Magnoliopsida, Brassicales, Brassicaceae. The record is from RefSeq and is a predicted model, not a curated record.
AUGGCGGAGGAUUCUUCUGGUGGCCUACAAGGAACGGUGAGGUCCAUUGGCUACGGAAUCAGAGAUAGAAGCCAUGGGUUCUCUUCUCAGCCUCUCAACAUAACCCCUACAUCUGAAUCUGAAGAUUGUAUCGAGGUUACAGCAGCUGAGAUUGAUGAAGAGGGAGGCAGAGGAAGUAGGAAGCGGUGGAGUGCAGAGGAGGAUGUUCAUCUCAUAAGUGCUUGGUUAAACACAAGCAAAGAUCCAGUGGUGAGCAACGACCAGCGGCUACAAAGUUUCUGGAAGAGGGGUGCAGACUAUUACACAGCUCAUGAUGGAGGAACCAGUUCAAACGCAAGAGGGCCUUCACAAUGUAAGGCAAGCGAGUACAAGAAGGAAGAGUGGACAAUCAUAAGACGAUGUUGUGAGCAUGCGUAUGAGUUUUACAAGAAUGACAUGAAGAAGCCGUUUAUGCUUGGACAUUGUUGGAGAGAACUGAAGAAUGAUCAGAAAUGGAUCACAGAACGACAUGAAGAAUGUAGCAAUAAGCGUACUAAGCUUGCUUCUGAAGGAGAUUUCUCAGCUCCUUCGAGCAAUGGUGGAGACGAGAUGAGGCCUCCGGGGGUUAAAGCUGCCAAGAAAAAAGGAAAGAAACCUGCAGUUAGUAUUGAUGUGGAUGAUAGUUCUGUCAGUAAGUUGGAUAAGAUAAUAGCAAUGAAGGAUCAAGAACAGGCGGCUAAAGAGAGGCACGACAAAAUGAAAUUGCUAGACAUCCUGCUUAACAAGGGUUUUGGGAUGACAUAUGAAGCUGUCUCGUUGCCAUCUAAAGUGAAACAUGUUGGUAGGCAAUGA